Messenger RNA from Gorilla gorilla gorilla (western lowland gorilla), 2185 nucleotides. RefSeq names its product UBX domain protein 6 (gene UBXN6). Lineage: Eukaryota; Metazoa; Chordata; Mammalia; Primates; Hominidae. The transcript has 11 exons. Gene Ontology annotation, cellular component: cytoplasm. The record is from RefSeq and is a predicted model, not a curated record. Gene Ontology annotation, molecular function: protein binding. Bases 496 to 1689 code for a protein of 397 amino acids.
GAUGAUGAGUCCUGAGCCGGGUGGUGAGGGAGAGCUCUGUCUGGGGACCCGGCUGGCCGAAGAGGCCGGGAUGAUUUGGGGCAAUCUAGGUGACCAUGGAUGGGAGCUGAGCUUGGAGGAGGACGCACAGCUGUGGGGUGGGGUGGUGAAGAGUUGUUUUGAGGUAUCCAUGGGAAGAGGGGUUCUGGAUUUGGUAUCUGGAGCACGUGGGAGGCUGAUGGGAGACUAGAAAGAGUCUGGAAGGCCAGGGAGGCCGGGGUGGGCAGCGUCGUCAGUGACCUGGGAUGUCCUGGCGAAUUGAGAGGGAGGGGCUGAGGAAGGUGUGUGAGGAGAGUGGAGGUGAGGGAUUCUGACAGAUGGACUCCGACCCGGGAGGGUCCUGAGAGGAGAAGACCGGUGAGACAGACGCGUCUUAGCAGGGAAAAGGCCCACAAAGAGAAGCCCAACCAGCCAGCCCCCAGGCCGCCCCGCCAGGGACCCACCAAUGAGGCACAGAUGGCAGCCGCUGCCGCCCUAGCCCGGCUGGAGCAGAAGCAGUCCCGGGCCUGGGGCCCCACGUCGCAGGACACCAUCCGAAACCAGGUGAGAAAGGAACUUCAAGCCGAAGCCACCGUCAGCGGGAGCCCCGAGGCCCCAGGGACCAACGUGGUAUCUGAGCCCAGAGAGGAAGGCUCUGCCCACCUGGCUGUGCCUGGCGUGUACUUCACCUGUCCGCUCACUGGGGCCACCCUGAGGAAGGACCAGCGGGAUGCCUGCAUCAAGGAGGCCAUUCUCUCGCACUUCUCCACCGACCCAGUGGCCGCCUCCAUCAUGAAGAUCUACACGUUCAACAAAGACCAGGACCGGGUGAAACUGGGUGUGGACACCAUUGCCAAGUACCUGGACAACAUCCACCUGCACCCCAAGGAGGAGAAGUACCGGAAGAUCAAGCUGCAGAACAAGGUGUUUCAGGAGCGCAUUAACUGCCUGGAAGGGACCCACGAGUUUUUUGAGGCCAUUGGGUUCCAGAAGGUGUUGCUUCCCGUGCAGGAUCAGGUGACACCCAUGUCCUGCCGCGCUGUAGAGGACCCCGAGGAGUUCUACGUGCUGAGCGAGACCACCUUGGCCCAGCCCCAGAGCCUGGAGAGGCACAAGGAACAGCUGCUGGCUGCGGAGCCUGUGCGCGCCAAGCUGGACCGGCAGCGCCGCGUCUUCCAGCCCUCGCCCCUGGCCUCGCAGUUCGAACUGCCCGGGGACUUCUUCAACCUCACAGCAGAGGAGAUCAAGCGGGAGCAGAGGCUCAGGUCCGAGGCGGUGGAGCGGCUGAGCGUGCUGCGGACCAAGGCCAUGCGGGAGAAGGAGGAGCAGCGGGGGCUGCGCAAGUACACCUACACGCUGCUGCGCGUGCGCCUCCCCGAUGGCUGCCUCCUGCAGGGGACCUUCUACGCUCGGGAGCGGCUGGGGGCGGUGUACGGGUUCGUCCGGGAGGCCCUGCAGAGCGACUGGCUGCCUUUUGAGCUGCUGGCCUCGGGAGGGCAGAAGCUGUCCGAGGACGAGAACCUGGCCUUGAACGAGUGCGGGCUGGUGCCCUCUGCCCUCCUGACCUUCUCGUGGGACAUGGCUGUGCUGGAGGACAUCAAGGCCGCGGGGGCUGAGCCAGACUCCAUCCUGAAACCCGAGCUCCUGUCAGCUAUCGAGAAGCUCUCGUGAAAUAAAAGCAGGGUUGGCCUCAGCCCUGUGGGUCUGUCUCAUGCUCUCCCUGUUCCUCUCCACGCCACCCCAGGGCCUCCAAGCCACCUCUGGAAAUACUUGGCUCUGCCCCAUGGGCACGAGAGGGGCGCCAGCCGUGGAGCUGUGGAACUGGGCCCCGUGGCAGAGCCCCCAUCCCUUGGGGGCUGUGGGGAUGCGCCCAAGCCCCCGAGGGAGAGGCCUGGGGACACCACCAAAUCUAAGCCCUCCCUAGCUGCUUGGUAACUGUGUCAUGAAGCUGCCGGACAGACACACGUGGCAUCUCCCUGGGCAGGAGAGCAGGCCUGCAGCAUGGGUCCCAUUCCCGUGUGCCGUGGGUGGCAGUGGCUGCCCCUGGCGCUAGGGCUGCUCUGUGGAUGUGGGUGACAACCGCAGGAGGGGACGCUGGCCUUCCUGCACAUAGACCUGCAGUUAGUUAGUAAAUCAUAAGCCCAAAUAAACAGGGUGUUUGAAUAUA